AUGAGGCGACCUUUUGUUUCAUUCUUUUUGUUCAUAGUCGUAGCCGCUCUUGAUGUCAUUUUAUCAUCUAAACCGCCGGCGGCGGCAGCAGCAUCAGCAGCAGCUGCUAAUUAUGUGAUCAACCUCAGAAAUUACCAUCAAAUAGAGCUGGCCAGGGUAGUUGGCCCCGAAAGCAUUGCCUUUGACUGCCAUGGACAAGGACCUUACGUUGGGGUUUCAGAUGGUACAAUUCUCAAAUGGCAAGGACCUCGCUUGGGUUGGAUUGAGUUUGCCUUCACCUCCCCAAACAGGCCAAGGAAAUUAUGUGAUGGGUCAACCAACGCAACGAAUGAACCCAUAUGUGGUAGGCCACUGGGCCUCAAGUUCAACCCCAAAACUUGUGACCUGUAUAUUGCAGAUGCCUACUUUGGGCUCCUCAAAACAGGCCCUACUGGUGGAAAGCCGGAGGUACUUGCCAGUUCUCUAGGAGGGGUGCCCUUCAUGUUUACAAAUGCUCUGGACGUUGAUGAAGAAACAGGCAUUGUCUAUUUCACAGACACAAGCACUGUCUUCCAAAGAAGGGUAUGGAUGCAGUCAAUCCUAGACGGUGACAAAACCGGGAGGCUACUAAAAUAUGACCCUUGUACAAAGGAGGUGACAGUGUUGCUUCAUGAUUUGGCUUUUGCAAAUGGUGUGGCUCUAAGCAAGGACAAGUCUUUCAUCCUAGUAGCCGAAUCUGCCCCCUUCACAAUCCACAGGCUUUGGCUUCGAUGCCCCAAAGCUCCUGCCUUUGAAAUUUUUGCCCAACUAGAAAGGCCUCCGGAUAAUAUCAAGAGCAACAACAGAGGAGAAUUUUGGGUUGCACUCAAUAGUGGAAGAGGAGUUAAGGAAGUAGUGAAUAUUGAGACCUCGGACAAAUGGUUGAAUGUAAAUGAUCCUGUAGCAGCAAAGUUUGAUGAGCAAGGAACAGUUGUGCUGGUGUUGGAUGGAGAAGGCGGUCCAGCUCUGGAAUCUGUUAGCGAGGUUGAAGAACAAAAUGGGAAUUUGUGGGUUGGGUCGGUAGUGAAGCCUUAUGUUGGUGUAGUUAAGUUUCAGGUAUAGCAUAUAAACAUGUGAUAUUCUGAAUUUCAUAAAUUCAUAGGCAUAGCUUUAGCCCUAUAGCCUAUAGCUUUUAUUAUUGAUACAUUUCUUUCGCAAUAUAAUCUGCUUGAGAUUUAACUUCUA
This is a messenger RNA of Prunus persica (peach), 1203 nucleotides long. Its product is annotated as protein STRICTOSIDINE SYNTHASE-LIKE 10. Gene Ontology annotation, biological process: biosynthetic process. The record is from RefSeq and is a predicted model, not a curated record. Gene Ontology annotation, molecular function: strictosidine synthase activity. The transcript has 3 exons. NCBI's taxonomy places the organism in Eukaryota, Viridiplantae, Streptophyta, Magnoliopsida, Rosales, Rosaceae. The coding region runs from base 1 to 1080 and encodes 359 amino acids.